AUGGGAGGAGUUAUUUUUUCGCAAGGAUUCCGCAGCUUGCUGCUGUGCCUCUGUUUCUUGAAUCUCGCUUCAGCAUCAGCAGCAACUGAAGCACCCGCAUCAGCAGCACUAGCAGCAACAACGAGCCCUGAAGCUGCAGACAACCCAAACAGCGUUGUGCAAAUUGAUUUUUCUCGCCAAUUCGAGGCCAUAGAAAUCCCGAAAUGCGCCCGUCAACAGAUAGUGCACGUGACGCUUGCAGACCGCAACGUUGCCUGUUUGCUGCCUCAGCGAUCAUCCUCAGGACUACAGAUGUUGGAUAGAUUGCAGCAGUUUCUGACGAAUUCGCCAGAUGAAGAUCCGGAAAACGCAUUACUUGCAGCCGAUUCUGCUGAACAGGAAACAGAGAAAUGCACUCUACCCACUCGGAUCUCGAAAGAACUUCACGUGGGAAGCCCAGAGCUUCAGAGCUACUUAAGAGCUGCGAGGCUGCGGUGGCUGUUGGACAGAUGCUUCCGUUUUUCUGAUGUUGGCGUUAGAGACUGGCGAUAUGAACUCUGCAUCGGGAGAAAGAUUACCCUUUUCAAAAGCAACGCCUUGUCAGGAAAGACCAUCGGAAAGAGUUUAUUUGAGUUGGGCACAUACGCCUCUUCGAUGGAUCAGCUGUGGGCGGACGGCACGAUGACACAAUGGUACACGGGCGGUACAGACGGACGCCAGACGGAAGUUCGUUUUGUUUGUGGUGAUACGCAUCCUCGAGUAAAGGGCAUUUCAGGGCCGCACGGGGGAAAAUACCGUGUGUGGUUGGAGGCGCCAAUGUUCUGUGAUUAUAGGGAGAAUGCGCCGGACCCGCCUCUGACAGAGUCGCUAAUAAGAAGUCUAGAGGGCUGGUGCUCUACCUUCACGACAGACGGCUGGUGGUCGUACGAGUAUUGCCACCCCGAUAGUUUGGUGGAGUUCCACAAGGAGCCAAACGGGGACAUCACAGGCCCCAAGCACCUUCUGGGCACGCUGCAUGCAUCGGGAGAUGCAGCAGAAAUGAUAUUUAAGCGUCCUAAUCCAGCAAACCCAACUCUGAGGGGUACAGACACUCUGCCGCCCAAGAUGAACGGGUCACCCCGUUUCAAGUUUUUGCCUGUGGAGAUCGUCGAGAGGCCGAAGCAGUUUUCAAAGAAUCCAGUCCCUGCGUCAAACAAGGUCUUGGCACUGCAACUGACAAACGGAACCAUCUGUGAAGGCACUGAUAUUCAACGCAGCACACGAGUCCUUUUUGAGUGUCCAGUGGACUUCCCCAUCCUCGGUACCCACCGUAUUGUCCACAUCGAAGAGACUUCCUUCUGUACCUAUGAGCUUCUUAUUCAAACUCCUCUCGUCUGCCCACACCCCCAGUUGCUGCCCCCGCGUCCACUGGAUGCUCAGCCAGUACUCGGCUACCCCGAAGGAGCCUCGGUUAUACACAACCCCGUUCCUGCUAGCUGGAGAGGUUUAGAGGUUAAACAAGACAAUAAAGAAUAUACGAAGAAAAACAAAACGAACGCCAACCCGCUCGCCAAUGUGCGGCUCGAGGCGGUGCCCCAGGAGAUGGCUGAAAUGUUUAAAGACGGCGCAACUCCGUAUUUCGGUUUAAGCUCGGACGUGCGUAGACGAAUAUCUGUGGUGGAGCCACAAUUCAAGAUUGGCGAUAUCGUCAGGCACCGCUGGUGGCUGUACACUGCAGUGGUUCUUUCCUGGGAUUUCUCCUGCAGAGCACCUGAGGAGUGGCUGAGCCGGGUGUACGCGGUGUAUCCUGAGUCGCUGAAGUCGACUCCUCACUAUCUUGUUCUGCUUCACAGCCCCAAAGAUAGAGCCAACGCCAACGAGUGGCCUUUGUACGCCUACGUACCAGAGGCGGUGCUGGAGUUAACGCCUUCGGAUGUAUCUGAGUUUGUUCACCCGGCAAUUUCAUCUUAUUUUGAGCCCCUUAAAGGAAACCGCCGCCAUUUCGACGUCCUCAGCGACAGCCUCUUAGCGACGCGUUUCCCCGCGGACUUAGGCUUAUAA
Molecule: messenger RNA, 2019 nt
Organism: Eimeria mitis
Lineage: Eukaryota; Apicomplexa; Conoidasida; Eucoccidiorida; Eimeriidae
Product: ubiquitin carboxyl-terminal hydrolase, putative
Exons: 14
Coding region: 1-2019 (672 amino acids)
Biological process (GO): retrograde protein transport, ER to cytosol; endoplasmic reticulum unfolded protein response
Cellular component (GO): endoplasmic reticulum lumen
Molecular function (GO): DNA binding
Source: RefSeq, a predicted model, not a curated record